Molecule: messenger RNA, 2335 nt
Organism: Amoebophrya sp. A120
Lineage: Eukaryota; Dinophyceae; Syndiniales; Amoebophryaceae
Source: the annotation of a GenBank genome assembly
GGUAUAGAAUUAUCGUCGGAAACCAAGAACGGCAAGAAUUAUCGUCGCACAAAGAUCUAGUUUUUCAUUUUCUUCUUAGCCUGUACGUUUAUUUUGCCUUUACUUUCGCAGCGGCUUUAAUUACUUAUGUCGUGUCGCGUACCAGUACAAGCUCAUUUACUUCUUCCGACGGAUGUAGUCCGGUGUGGCAACAACAAAAUGGUGCUGUGUGACAUUAUUUAAGUGCCGCCUUCUGUUUGGCGUUCAGUGUUUACAGAAGAUAGAACAAAUAUGGUGGAUUUUAUUAUAGGCACGUAACUCAAAAACCAUGUCGAUGUCCUCUACCGAGCUGCUGCUCUCCGGCGCUACAGGGGAGGAUGCCCUCCUGUGGACCGCUUUUUUCAACGCGUAUUUGCAGACAAAAAAGGACAAAUGCAGAGAAAAUGCUAUCUCUGAAGGACAGCACACGAACACUAACACGCAAGAGGAGAAGAUCAAGACCAUCUGGCGUUUUGGAGAAGAAAACAUGAAACUGCUCGAAAAGCAGAAAGCGAACUCCCUCGCAGUUUCCGCCCUCGCCGCCGUGUGUACGGCGGUGUCUGCAGCAGUACUAAUCUACUGGGGCGGUUGGAGAAGUGAAGAUAUCACUUCCAGAAAAAGGCUCGAAGAAGUCGAAGCUGGUUUUUUCCACUGCCAGCUCUCUCGCGACCAAACGGCGGUUGUGCUGGUCAUCUUCGCGUCCUGUCUUCUGCAUCUGAUCGCGAAUCUGGUUGAAGCAGUGGAAACCUACGGAGACGCGGAGCGGUGUGGCAAUUGCUACUACAUGGUAACGACGGACAACGUGUACGUUGUCCAGGUCGUAGGCACCAGAGCCUCCCCUCUGCAGGAAAAGUUCCAGCAAUUUGGCAGUGUUCUCGGGAUUUCCUUCUCCGAAGCGGAAGCCACUCAAUUCUUAUCAAAUGUAAAAAUGUCUGGGUCUGGAAGAGUCAUGCUGUUUUUGCAUGACACAGAAGGUCUGGCAAGGAAGCUCUAGCAUUACAGGUUUCGAGAAGCUUCCGUAAUGCCGAAUCCGCAUGACAAAUCCCCCAAUUAUUCGGUGACAGAAAGUGGGCAGCUUUUGCUACCCAUGCAUGAGAGAGCUCUCUCUGUUCUGAAAUGCGCAUCACAAGUUGCAUCCUUCCAGACUCAGACACUUUUGCAUUUGAUAAUUCUUUCGGCACGACGACGGAAGUCACAUCUUGCGGGAGCCGCUCAGUGACCUUGUGGUUUCUACUUGUGGCCGUGAAAGAAGCGGACGAACAGCGGAGGAGGAGUUGUUGCAAGGACUACAUUGCGGAGCUGCUUCGUCUCCCUGGGGAAUAAAAACGGGUUGUUUCAACUACAGCAGGAGUACAAGACCCGAGGUCAACUUUCUUCUCUUACUGCGGAGAAAUAGAAAAAGCAGAGAUGACACGACAUCCGCUCCCGGUGGACCAAGAUCAUCACAACUCCAGCUCGGCCAGCACUUCGGACAGCAAGUGGUCUUCUGUGAUCGAAACGCGGAGGCGCGGUUGAUUGAACUUCUUAGCAGUAGUGGAGAUCAUGCUAGUUGCGGAGGCGAGAAGCUGCAUCUACCAGACGCGUUUCACGGAGGACGUCGGACUGCUCAUCAAUCUGGUGCGAGUACUACUGCGGAGAAACAGAAAAGGUCGAAGCUCAGUGUCGCCAGUACAGAGGACCUGUGUGAGGAAAGCAGCAACGCGGUAUGCCAAGCAAAAGUGUCGUUUUCAGGGAUUUCAUUUAGCAUGGAUGAAGGUUAAUAUUACAGUACUUACUCCUACUGCGGAAAAACUACCGGCUUUUUCAACAAACGCGAUGCAUACACUUCCUUGCUUCUCGGGGUCAUGAUCAGAGAGACAAAAAUCUUUGCAUAGUGGCAGUGACACUUUUGCGGUGCAUAUGCGGACGACGGUGACAAGAGCGGGUCGGAGCGGGACUCGUAGGAAGGUGGUUUCAUUUUUUACACUUCAGAAGAAAAAAUUGAAAUUUUAUCGAAAUUUACCAACGCACGUGCAUGAAGAUAGUAACAAGUUCAUACGUACACUAAAUUGAUCACAAAGGACUCUUUGUACAUUUUUAGAAAUUAACGUUGGAGGAACAACUGUGUAUACAACCACUCGUUAAGUUGCAGAGAAAGAAGAAAGACAUGAUGCACUCGCAAAUACAACAAGAAGCAACUGCUUCUAUAAAUAUAUCUCUUUGCGACAGUUGUAGUACUUGCGUUGUAUCUUCUGCAUGGCGGGGGUCGUAUGCACAUGGAGUUGAAACAGGGACACGCUUCGUUGCUUCGGACCACCUUUACACAUCCAUGCUCGUG